GAUGCACAGGCUUCUCUUGCCUAAAGCUUCACUUCCCUCGUGUCAACGUCAAUAAUAUUUUGUUUCUCUUACAGAGUAUCAAAAACCUGAUCCAAUCCUGAAUGAAACUUACUUCCAAUACAUGGCAGACGUGAUACCCAAGAUCACUGCUCUUCCUCGUUCCUGUGUGGUGAUACCGUGCAGUUUUACUCCUGAAGAUGAACAUCUGACUCGACUUCGUGUUCGUUGGGUCAACAAAAAUGGUGGCUACAUGUAUCACACUGACCCGGUGGACGUCUUGGACAACUUUAAAGGCCGUACAAAACUCCUCGGUGACCCGGAUGAGCAGAACUGUACUCUGGAGAUGGACGAUGUACGAACUCAUGACAACGGGCCGUUCUGCUUUCAAGCUGAAAAAGAAAAGGAGAAAUACAGCUUCAACAACAGCUGUGUGUUCAUUAUAAUGCGAAAAACUCCAGACAAACCUGUGAUAUCACCCCUCCCUAAUGACAUCAAACCCGGGACACCAGUCACUGUCAAAUGUUCAGUCAAACACACAUGCUCCUCUCACCCUCCUGAAAUCAUAUGGAGUGUCUCAACAGUUCGAGAAACUAUCAGCCACUAUCCCAUGGGUGGAGGUGUCUGGGAAACAGUGUCCACUGUGAACUUUAUUCUCACCGGAUACGAAGAGGAAGAUAAAAUUGUCUGCAACACCAAAUUUUGGGGUGGUAAAACACAGAGCAACAGUUCUGCCCCCCUGAGUGUUAAAAGAAUUCAAGCGGUUGAAUCUGGGCCUUAUAUCAUUGCUUCUUCACUUGUGUUCAUUCUCGUUUGCAUACUUGCUGGAGUCUUCAUUUACAGGAGGCGGCAAAGACAACCUCGUGAGGACAUAACAAGAUCUGAGCCAAGGAGAUCAGUUUGGAACAGAUUUUCAAGUCGUUUUAGCAUGCCUGACGGAAGGGCAGCUUGGUUUAAUAGUGGAAACAGGAGUGAUAUCAGAGAUGCACCUGGAAGACCACCAAAACCUGAACAAAGACGAAGCAUCUGGAGCCGAUUUUCUAGACACCAAUCACCCAGAAAUGAUACAAAUAUGAGAGCAGAAUACAAGGCAAACAACACUUGCAAUGUGUCAGAAAACAAGGCUUUCUAUAAACCUCAUAUGCCGUCACCAAACAGUCAGCGAAAAAACUGUGGUGAUUACGAUUAUGAUGCUGAUUACCCCAACCUAUAUGGAAAUGUCUGAUGAAAAUGUCAAUCAUUAAGGCUUAGUAAUACAAGUAAAAGCAGCAACAGAUUGCCUCGUUUCCACAUCUCAUGCCUUAUAUUUCCUUCAAUGUACCUCGGCUUGUAUUAUAUUUUAAUGUGGAUUUAUUAUUUAACAUUAUUCUGUAAUGAAUCUAUCCAAAAACUCACUCAUUUAGGACACAAAUCAAAUAACAUUUGUUUUAAAACCCUUUUUUUUAUUAAAUGUUUAGUUUGAAAAUUAUGCUUGUGCUUAAAGUAACAUGCGUGUGGCUUAAGUAUUGACAGUAAUGUGUUGUCAUAUAAUGUGAUGGCUAUACUUUUGCUUCGUGUUCAAACUGCUUAUUUAAAAUGAGUUGAAGCAACACAAUUCCUAAAGUUUUUGGGGGGCAACUUAUGUUCAGUCCACUUAAAUUUGUAAAAACAAGUAAGUUAACUUAAUCGAUUUUUGUUGUGACAACAUAAGGGAAUUGUGUGGAAGCCAGCAUUUUCUAUAUGUCUACUAGAAAGUCAAGUUGUGAAAGUAACAACAUUUCAGCAACAUUUAUGAACUUAAAUUUUCCUACAUGGAUAAAAGGCCUGCAACAUACCUCAAAAUAACCUAGAAAUAGAGAUGCUAGUUUGUUUUUGACCCAGAUUCAACUCAUUUAACAUAUCAGCUACAUUUAUGAAGCGAUUUUUUUUUUGAGCUGCAAUAAACUUCCAAAAGUCUCAGCUGAUAAAUAGAGUUGGUCUGGUGAAAAUGCUUUUGGGGAGUGAAAAUAAAUGCCUUUUGGAGAAAACAUGUUUUUUGUUACAUAUUCAAGAUUGUUUUUUAAUUAGCAAGUACAGUUUAAUGUUUUAUUCUCAUGUCAUCCAUACUUUAUUAAGAAGUUUGACAAAUGCAACUGACAGAAGCUACUAUCUUAAAUGCUAAGCAGACCUUUGGAGAACCAAAAGGCAUUCUUCUAUGACGUUACUGCCAAUACCCCUUUUACAACCAUUUCACAAAGGAUGUAUAAUGUGUUGCUUGUAUAUUGCAAUGGUGUACAGAUGCAAUGAUCAGAUGUCUAUAUUCAGCAUUGAUGUGAGAGCAGAAUCUUCCAUUUGUUCAUAAGCUCCCACACAUUUACUUUUAAAUAGAGUUGCAAAUGUUUCAGCAGCUUGUGUUUGAAUACAUUGUUGUUCAU
Messenger RNA from Danio aesculapii, 2390 nucleotides. Its product is annotated as myeloid cell surface antigen CD33-like. The record is from RefSeq and is a predicted model, not a curated record. The transcript has 13 exons. Bases 122 to 1222 code for a protein of 366 amino acids. Lineage: Eukaryota; Metazoa; Chordata; Actinopteri; Cypriniformes; Danionidae.